Molecule: messenger RNA, 8897 nt
Organism: Parus major (Great Tit)
Lineage: Eukaryota; Metazoa; Chordata; Aves; Passeriformes; Paridae
Gene: ADCY1
Product: adenylate cyclase 1
Exons: 20
Coding region: 51-3479 (1142 amino acids)
Biological process (GO): adenylate cyclase-activating G protein-coupled receptor signaling pathway; cAMP biosynthetic process; intracellular signal transduction
Cellular component (GO): plasma membrane
Molecular function (GO): adenylate cyclase activity
Source: RefSeq, a predicted model, not a curated record
GGCAAAGCGGCAGCGGGGGACACCUGGAGGAGCAUUUCUUCCCCGGGUUUAUGAAUGGCACUGACAUGGAGGAAAUACCGUUUCAGAAAGUCAAGACCAAGAGGAAGAAGUGCUGCCACUGCUGCUGCUCCCCGCCGGCUGCCGCGGCGUCGGGAGCGGGAGCCGGUUUGGGGGACCCCCCUCCCUUGCUGCUGCUGGAUGCCAUCGCCUGCGAGGACGAGUUUGACUGCAAGGAGCUGGAGGCUCUCUUCCAGAGCUACAACCUGAAGCUGGAGCAGACGUCCACCCUCAAGGCGCUGGCCGUCCUCAUCGUGCUCACCGCCAGCCUAGCCCUGGUGGAGCUGCUCUCCGGCCCCAGCCUGACCAUCUCCAAAGGUUCGCACCCGGUGCACUGCAUCAUCUUCCUCUCCCUUUUCAUCGUCACCAAUGUCAAGUACCUGCAGGUCACCCAGCUGCAGCAGAUCGUCAAGCUCACCUUGCUCUUCAGUUUCACCUUCUCCUUCCUCUGCUGCCCCUUCUCUCUCGGCGCUUACGGCAUGGAGCCGCCCAGCGCUCCCGAGCAGGGCAUGUGGCAGCUCAUGCUGGUAACCUUCGUCUCCUACUCGCUGCUUCCCGUCCGGACGCUGCUGGCCAUCGUCUUCGGGCUGGUGGUGUCCGUCUCCCACCUCAUCGUCACCGCCACCUCCGUCAGUGCCAAGCGGCAGCGGCUCUGGAGGACGCUUGUGGCCAAUGCAAUCCUUUUUGUCAGUGUAAAUUUGUAUGGGGUCUUUGUGAGGAUUUUGACAGAAAGGGCUCAGAGGAAGGCAUUCCUUCAGGCCAGGAACUGCAUUGAGGACAGGCUGAGACUGGAGGAUGAAAAUGAAAAACAGGAACGUCUCUUGAUGAGCCUUUUGCCAAGGAAUGUUGCAAUGGAAAUGAAGGAAGACUUCCUGAAGCCUCCUGAAAGGAUUUUCCACAAGAUUUACAUUCAAAGGCAUGACAAUGUUAGUAUUUUGUUUGCAGACAUUGUGGGGUUCACUAGUUUGGCAUCACAGUGUACUGCCCAAGAGUUGGUGAAGCUGCUGAAUGAGCUUUUUGGAAAAUUUGAUGAAUUAGCUACAGAAAAUCACUGCAGAAGAAUAAAAAUCCUGGGGGACUGUUACUACUGCGUAUCAGGAUUGACCCAGCCCAAAACAGAUCAUGCCCAUUGCUGUGUUGAAAUGGGACUGGAUAUGAUUGACACCAUCACAUCUGUUGCAGAAGCCACAGAGGUUGAUCUCAACAUGAGAGUUGGAUUGCAUACAGGCAGGGUGCUUUGUGGGGUCCUGGGUCUCCGAAAAUGGCAAUAUGAUGUCUGGUCAAAUGAUGUGACAUUAGCUAACGUAAUGGAAGCUGGAGGACUGCCUGGGAAAGUUCACAUUACAAAGACCACCUUAGAGUGCCUAAAUGGGGACUAUGAGGUAGAACCAGGAUAUGGUCAUGAAAGGAAUAGUUUCUUGAAGAAGCAUAAUAUUGAAACUUAUUUUAUUGUGCCAUCCCAUCGUAGGAAGAUAUUUCCUGGACUGAUUCUCUCAGACAUUAAGCCUGCCAAAAGAAUGAAGUUCAAGACAGUCUGCUAUCUGCUUGUGCAGCUCAUGCACUGUCGCAAGAUGUUCAAAGCGGAGAUCCCUUUCUCCAACGUCAUGACGUGUGAGGAUGAUGACAAGAGGAGAGCAUUAAGGACAGCCUCUGAAAAACUCAGGAAUCGCUCCUCUUUUUCUAACAAUAUUGUAUACAACACUCCGGGAACUCGAGUGAACAGAUACAUCAGCCGCUUGAUAGAGGCCCGGCAAACUGAGUCUGAGAUGGCUGACUUGAACUUCAUUACCCUGAAGUAUAAGCAAAUUGAGCGUGAAAAUAAAUACCACCAGCUUCAGGAUGAGUACUUCACCAGUGCUGUAGUUCUCUCACUAAUUCUAGCUGCCUUAUUUGGCCUUGUCUACCUUCUAAUAAUACCACAGAGUACCGUAGUUCUCGUUCUCCUGGUGUUCUGCAUAUGCUUCCUAGUGGCUUGUAUUAUGUAUCUACAUGUCACACGAGUACAAUGUUUUCCAGGGUGCCUGACAAUACAAAUUCGUACCAUUUUGUGUAUUUUUAUUGUGAUCUUAAUAUACUCUGUGGCUCAAGGCUGUGUGGUUGGCUGCAUGCCUUGGGUUUGGAAUACCAAUUCCAGCAGCUCAAUAGUUAUAAUUUCUCCUGGUGGAACGAAUAAAACAAUGAAUGAACUUCCAUGUGAGACGGCCCACUAUGCUUUCCUUUCCUGUGUAGUGGGGACUCUCACCUUGGCAAUAUUUCUACGUGUAUCUUCCUUGCCAAAAAUGAUUCUCCUGCUUUUUGUUACAAUUUUGUACAUAGUUAUUCUGGAACUCAGUGGUUACAGAAAAGCAGUGGGGGGCGGCUCCUUUUAUAUGCGUGGCUAUGAACCAAUACUAGCUAUUUUGCUAUUCUCUUGUGCUCUAGCACUGCAUUCAAGGCAGGUGGAUUUGAAACUGCGUCUGGACUACCUCUGGGCAGUGCAGGCAGAAGAAGAGAGAGAUGAUAUGGAGAGAGUCAAGCUGGAUAAUAAAAGAAUUCUUUUCAACCUGUUGCCAGCCCAUGUUGCACAGCACUUUCUUAUGUCUAAUCCAAGAAAUAUGGACCUUUAUUACCAGUCAUAUUCACAAGUGGGAGUGAUGUUUGCUUCCAUCCCAAAUUUCAAUGAUUUCUACAUCGAACUGGAUGGCAAUAAUAUGGGAGUGGAAUGUUUACGCCUGUUAAAUGAAAUUAUUGCUGAUUUUGAUGAGCUUAUGGACAAAGAAUAUUAUAAGGAUAUUGAAAAGAUCAAGACAAUUGGAAGUACAUAUAUGGCAGCUGUGGGACUCGUACCUACUUCAGGAACUAAGGCUAAAAAAUCAAUUUAUUCCCAUCUGAGUACACUGGCAGAUUUUGCAAUAGAGAUGUUUGACGUUCUUGAUGAAAUCAACUAUCAGUCUUACAAUGACUUUGUCCUACGUGUUGGUAUUAAUGUUGGGCCAGUAGUGGCAGGAGUCAUUGGAGCCAGAAGACCACAGUAUGAUAUCUGGGGGAACACUGUGAAUGUUGCCAGCCGGAUGGAUAGUACUGGAGUGCAGGGAAAGAUUCAGGUGACGGAAGAAGUUCAGCGGAUAUUAAAAAGAUGCAGUUAUGAAUUCGUGUGCAGGGGUAAAGUCAGUGUAAAGGGAAAAGGUGAAAUGUUGACCUAUUUCCUGGAAGGAAAGGCUGAUGGAAAUAAUUCCCAAACACGGUCUUUAAACUUAGAGCGGAAAAUGUACCCUUACGGGAGAGCAAACAUUCAAACAAAACUGGGCACCAGCUGUCCAUCGGUGUCCUCAGCUGCUAGCUUUACUGUAAAACCUGGUCUUGGAGCAGGUCAAGCAUCUGCCACUCACACAAACCAAACACUGCAUUAUCUUCCUUCUGUGCCAGCUGUGAAGGAGGCAUAGAACAAAGGAGAUUUGGUUGUGCCACUUGCAGUGAACUCGGAGAGCAAUGGUUGCCUGAAUUUUUACUAAGAAGUCAGAGGUCAUAGGCCAUGUCAUUAACCAAGGACCACUACAACCCAACCAAAGAGAACUUGGGGACUGUGUAAUGAACUCUUGGGAUGGAACAUAUAAGGGCUAGAAAUUCUGUUAUGAAAAGUCAAAACGGGAUUUUCUGGAAAUGAGGAAUAUUUUCUUGGCAUUUUUAAACAGUAAAUGAAAAAAAUUAGAUAAAUGUGCAAGCAAUUAUUUAUGUGUGUGUGUGUGUAUAUAUAUGUUUUUAUCUAUAUAUACACACAUACAAACAGUUCUGUGUAGACUUAAUAGAGAUUUAUAGAGAUUAAUAUAAAAAUGUGUAUUUAUUUACACAUCCACCUGCAGUGACACAGCAAAGAGAUUUCUCUUUCUGUCAUAGCCAGAAUUGUUGGGCCUGGGAUUAGCAAAGCUGCAUUUAACCAUGGAAUGUGGGAUGCCUGGAGUUUCUCCAGGGCUACAGCAAGGCUUUGAGAAAUUGUGCUCCCAGUGCAUGAAUUUAUGCAAUGAGAACAGCGUUUACUGUGUCAUCAAUGGCAGAUUAAUGAAGACUGGAUUCAGCUAAUUACAGAACCCUACAUAUUUUUUUAAGUUCUCCUUGCAUGCUCCAAGAACUUCCAAAAACUUUCAGUCAAACCAUUACACCAGGAUAUAAAGUAGAUAAACCAUAGAGCUUAAAGUUUAGGCAAAAGAACAAUAUAUAUUCUUUCCAUUAUAAAAAAAAAUACAAGAGUGGUAGAGCAUAGAAUUUGCUGCCUCUUUGUAGGUCAUUUGACUCUCUGCAAGAUAGAGGAGCCACCCUGCAAGCACAGCAAUAUGCUUAUGCAAUAUAGAAACAUUCCUGUAUGUACAGUGCUGAUUUUACUGAGGAGGAGAAGGAUGGUAUUAUUUCAGGCUUUUAGAAAUAGCACAAGUCCUGUGGCUCAAGUCCAGGAUUUACCAUUCUAAACAGCUCAAAGAAUAGUCCUGUACUGGUGACAAACAUGCUGUUGCUAGUUUUGUGACAUUUGUAUGUUUGCCAACACAGUUUUAUAUAUUAAUUUAUUUUUAAAUUUAUGCCACAGUUUUAUUAUACCUUGAUUCUAUCCAGACUCACUCUUCAAAGCGGUACAAUUAUAGAAAGCUAUAAUUCUGAGAAACAAGCACAGUCAAACUUUGCCAAAUGAGGAGCACUGGUAAAUAUGCCAGGAGAGAAAGGCCUGCUCUUAAUCUGCAUAAAAAGGAAUAUAUGGUGGCUGCUUUUUUCCUCUACUGCUGCCCAUAUCAUAAUGUUUAUGUUUUCACACUGAAAUGAUGAUCUGGAUCUGAAAUGUGGAGUGCAACUCCAUAGUCAAAGGGGGAGCAGUUGAAGGUCAUCCUGCUGAGAGACAUGUACUCCAUGGACGUGUGCCAUACUGUCCUGACAGGGAGUCACAGGCUAACUAACCUUGGUUGCUCUCAAAAGAGAAGUAAAACUUUACGUUGGCCAAAAAAAUGCAAAACUUCCUUUGAACAAGCAAAACAGUCCAACCCCCCCAAAAAAAUAAAAAAUCAAAAACCACCAACAACAAAAGAUAAAAAAAAAACCACAAAAAAUAUUAACAACCCACAAUACUAAAAAUCCCACUCUAGAAUGCAGAAGUUGUAUGGAUCAUACAACAGAAAAUUUUCAUGUAUGAGGUGUCACACUUGCCUUUGGUGGGCCUAUGUUGUUACAGAUUCCAGUGAAAAUAAGGUUCUGAGAGAGUCCCCUCUUAUCAGCUUUUUUGGAUUUUUUUUUUUUUUAUUACUUUGGAGCAGAAUUUUUUUGUGUUAAAAGUAUAUGACAGCACUAUGUCAGUAGAUGCAAAUGGUUAAAGAAAUAUUGCAGGAAUUUCUGUCCUCCACAUCAGGAUACUGUGGGACUCCAGUGUUUUUCAGCAGAGUUUUAAUUUUCAUGUAUCCUGUCUGCGAGGUGCUUCAUUAAAAAGCUGGCAAAGUUAGUUAGUAUUAUGAUUAAAGUGACUAUAAAAACCUGAGAACUGCUUCCUAAUUGUACUGUAUAAGUAAUAUGAACCCUGACUGAGCUGAACAAAGUCACUCUAUUUCUUUAUCUCCCUAAGAGCUACCCAGUUCACAGAUAUUCCUCUAGAAUAAUUUAUUUCUGGGUUUGAGACAUUCAGAUCUUUUAAAAAAUAUACAUGUAGAGAAUACAGAUUUAAAAUAACAAAUAUUUACAUAACUAAACUGAAUAAGUGAUAUUCUUGCAAAGCACACUGCAUAGUUAUGUUCUCUAACAGAUUUAUAAGAACUAAAUCAUCACACGGGUAAGUUAAAUAUUUAACCAAACUGAAAAGCAUUAUGUGCAAUAGCAUUAAUCACUCAAUUCCACUCUCAAAGAGCCCAUGCUACACAAUAUUUUAAUUCAGUGAAUUUGGUAUCAUUUCACUGAUAAUAAAAAAAAUAAAAGCAUCUUCAGAUCCUAGCCAUAGAUCUGGGAGUAUGUGAACACAUCUACCAAACACACCUGCUGGCCCACCCAAAAGCUUUCAGUGAAAUUACUUAUUUGUUACUUUUUUUAUUAGGCUCAAGAUAUAGGCAUCUUGCCAUGGUUUCUUUGAUCUUUGACUGGGUGGACAGUGAGCAGAAAUGAAUUGUCCCCCUGCUGAUAUUUUUGUGACUGCUUUCCUUCCCAGACCCAUUCCCAGCCUGGUAAUGUCAGUGGAAGAUCAUGUAGCAAGGCAAAUUUAGAUUAUUCAUGUCAACAUUUUAAAUUAUUAGCAGGUGAUAAUUACUUAGAAUUGGUCCAAAGAUUUUCAAAGCUGAUCCUCUUUUCCAACAGCCAGAUUAGGCAUGUGACUUUUGUAAGAAUGUUUUCCAUGUUGAACGGAAAGGACCAGACAGGCACAGUCCAUCAUCAGUUUCUCCUUCUGCGCUUUUGUAGGAGGUCUCUGCCUUCCCAGAGCAGGUUGAGUGGACCAGGAUGGCUUCUUGGUACUGCAGGCAAGCUGGUGUGCAUGUCCUAGCUUACAGAAUCAAUGAUGCUAUAUUUGGACCUAGUUUCCAGACUUUAAGUCAUAGAUUUAUAGAAAGCUUUGGGUUGGAAUGGAACUUAAAGAUCAUCUAGUUCCAACCCUGUUGCCAUAGGCAGGGACACCUUCCAAUAGACCAGGUUAAUAUCACUCUCAUUACAUUCAUUACCAUUAACACCAUUAUCUUAUCAUUAAUAUCUUUUGUAUUUUUAUUAUGGUUGCUGUUGCUGGUUAAACCAUGGGGAAAAACUAUAUAUUACCUUGUAGUCCUGGACUGAGCAGUUUAAAUUAUGAGGAAAGUUCAGCUAAGGCACAAAUGAGUCAAAUACAAUGUAAAAAUGAUAGGCAGGAUUCAGCAGCCAUUUCAACAAUGAAAGCUAAGUGCCCACUGAAAUCAUAAUAAAAUGAAGCCGUGCUCUUAUCUUUAUGCUUUCCCUCCCUCUUCAUAUAGUUUUUCCCCAUUUUCCUGUUCUGUCUACAUUUGUUUAAUUUCAGCUCUUGUGUGACAGUUUUAAAUAACAUAUUUAAUCUCUUAGCUCUUCUGCAUUCUUUGACAUGUUUAAUAAGUUUAAUACAUGGAAAGAGGGGAAAUAUACAUGGAAGUGAUACUUCUGAAAACAUCAUAAAUGCACAUUUUCUGACAAAUUAGAGAAGAUUGUAAGAAAAAAUUUUUAUUGGCAAUUGUCCUAAGAUGGUAUGUGGCCCACUCCAAUAUUCCUGAAAAUCAUCAGAAGGAUUUCCCUGGAUUUCUGUGGGAUUAGUGUUGUGUCCAUCUUAUUGCAUGCAGUUGUGUUUCCUGUCUUGCAUAUAUUAAUUUUCUGGUCUUGCCUGGGUAACCUUGCUGUAGCCCCACAGCAACCAAAAGUCCCUAGUAUUCAUCUGAGGAUAGUAACUUGUUGAUCUGUGGGCAGAAUAGCUUCCUGUACUUCUGUUCACUGUUUUGUGCAGCUGUUAGCUUGAAACAAUUAACAGAUACAAGUGCUACAACAAAGCGAUGCCAUUUUGGCAUGUCAAUGUCUGUCAAUAGCAAGCACAAUAUUUCACAUCUGUUUGCAUGUUUUCUCUUUCAGAUAAUAGGAAUAAUUUAAGUCUUUCAUUCUCUAUAUAAGCAUAUAAGUGUCAGAGAUCUUUAGUCUUGAGAGCUAAUUUCUAAGUGUUCCUAUACUACCUUUAUCUUCAAAUGAUUUUUAAAUUAUUUUUCUCUGCUGAGAUUGUAAACUGACAUUCCAUUGGAUUACUGGCUAGAUAUUUCCAAACAUAUUCCAUUUACAUUGACUAGAAAUCUAUUUUACCCAGCCUGUAAAAUGCAUAGUUUUUUGUAGCUGCUUUGCACUGUGGCUAGUGACACUCCCUUAUCUUCACCAAACAAACAGAAAUUUUCCCUUGCUUUCCCUAGGUGAGACUGAGAGCCAGAAGCUUCAGCUUUUUAGGGCUGAGUCUGCAUCCCCUAAUGUAUCCACAAGGCCUGCAGCAAUCACCAGUUUAGUAUGCUUGUAAAGGUCAGGAGCUGAGCUUCUGUAGGCCAAGUUCUGCUUUGGGUUAUAGCAAUGUCUCAUGUCAAUACUGAACUGAAUAUUUUACAACAUUGUAACCAAGAGUAGGUCAUGCACCUACUCUUUCACACUGUCGCCUGUAAUUUAUCUGUCAGGCAAAAUAAAGUAGUUGGGUGUCACUGUUUGAAGGGAAACAGUACGACCUGUGCCAUUUCAGUGCUUUGAAGAGUCUGAACACAUUAGUAAGUAGCAUGAAUCAUUUUCCUGUGUUGGAUUCCUGCUUGUAGCAGAAAAAUGCAUUUUCUUUACAUUAGCAAGUCCAGAUUCUGUAUGUGUUCUGCCCAGGCAGGAGGACUAUUUAGCCAUAAUAUUCUUUCAAGUUAGAGUUUUGUAUUACAGUGAAAACCAACAUUUUUUUAAUUUGUGAUAAACCUGUAUUAUAAUGCCUUAUUUUUAAUCUUGUACAGUGUUACAAAACAACAGAAAACAUUGGCCUUUCAUGUAUUAUUCACUUUAAAAGAUGUAUUGUACUAUGAAAUUUUGUAAAUAGUUUUAGCUUGGACAGGUAAUUGCAUGUACACUUGUAUAAAAAGAGGCACACUUUUAACAAAAAUUAAUGAUUUUUGUAAGAGGCAUUUUACAUGUGCAUGGAGAUUAUAUAUCCUUUUAAAAUGGAUGUCUUUUUGGUUUUUCUUGCAAUCUACUGCAUGCCAUUCAUGCCUGACUUCAGUAAAACAAAACAGUAAGUUUUCCUAAAUGUUUUUGACAUAUCACUUCUGGCACAGUUAAAUCACUAGUUGCAUGUGCAUUCAGCAAAUCAAAAUAAAAACAGCAAAUAAAGAAGAAAAAUAACUUCAUGAUUGUGA